Fusarium keratoplasticum is the source of this 1818-nucleotide messenger RNA. Its product is annotated as Beta-lactamase domain-containing protein. The transcript has 4 exons. The record is from RefSeq and is a predicted model, not a curated record. Bases 1 to 1818 code for a protein of 605 amino acids. Lineage: Eukaryota; Fungi; Ascomycota; Sordariomycetes; Hypocreales; Nectriaceae.
AUGUUCAUCAACCCUUCAAAGACACCGAGACUUGUCCUUGGCCUCUUGACUCUCCUCAGCUUGUCUGAGGCCCAGACCGCCCAUGACUGCCCUCUAUGGGGCCCUAUUUAUCCUGCUCCCACCAAUGUACUCAAGUCAACCAUUGUCACCAAAGCCAUCGACAACUUGAAACAAAGCCUCGAUGCAGCUUUGAGCAACGGGACUCUAGGCGCUGCCAACGCCUCCUUCCAUCUCGAAGUCUUCUCCACGGAUCAACAUCUUCUCAACUACAGCUAUGCCGCACCCCAGAUCAAGGACUCACUCACCGCAGGCCUCCUGAACAGGGACACCGUCUUCCGGAUUGGAAGCGUCUCCAAGCUGGUGGCGGUUUACACCCUAUUGGCAGCCACUGGCAUGGAGUACAUCAACGAUCCCGUCACGAAAUGGGUCCCCGAACUCGCAGCUGCUUCCGUACCUGAUGAUAGCGCCGUUGAUGCGGUGCGAUGGCAGGAUAUCACGAUCGGAGCUCUGGCAGGGCACCAGGCUGGCCUGUUGAAGGAUUUUUCAGUUGCUGACCUUACCUUUGCCUACAACGCUUCCACUGAAAAGCAGCUCGGUCUUCCUGUCCUACCAAAUAAUGAGAUCCCAAGUUGUGGCAGCGAUACCAAAUUGCCUGCCUGCUCGAGACAAGAAUUCUUUGAAGGUAUAAAGGCUCUCCACCCAGUGACAGCGCCGUUCAACAUGCCCAUCUACUCCAAUCCCGCUUUCCAAAUCCUAGCCUACGCCUUGGAGGGCAUUACAAACAAGACCUUCUCUGAAGUCUUUGAGUCAAGCAUUGUGCGCCCUCUUCACUUGAACGCCACGUACCUAUCAACGCCACCGGUAACCGACAACCUGAAUGCCAUCAUCCCCGGAGGCGAGAUUGAAAGCGGUUGGAAGAUUGAUGUAGGAGAUGAGACUUCGAGCGCUCAGGGCAUUAUGCUAUCCACCGGAUCUGACAUGGCAGCCAUCGGCCAGUCGAUUCUUUCCUCAUCUCUUUUAUCCCCAGUGGUGACGCGCCGGUGGCUGAAGCCCAUAUCCAACACCCCAGAUGGCCAUUUCUCAGUCGGCAUGCCCUGGGAAAUUCGACGAAUAGAAACCCCCGCGGUUCCAGGUGCAUCGUCCAAGGCAUCGGGGACCCGCCUGGUUGAUCUCUACACCAAAAACGGCGGAAUUCUGGCCUACUAUGCCCAGAUGGCCCUCUCGCCCGAUCAUGGACUUGGGUUUAUGGUCACCAUAGCUGGCAGGCCCCCAAUUAGUGGACCAGAUCGAAGGUCUCUUGAGAUGAAUAUCAUCAACGAGAUGGUGACAGACAUAAUGGUCCCAGCCUUUGAGGCUGCCGCCGCUGAGCAGGCCAUCAAGAACCUUGCGGGUACGUACGUUGCGACUGAUAACUCUAUGGAGAUGACGAUUGUUGGUCUGGACGGAUAUAUGGGCCUUGGAGUCCAGAAUUGGACUUCGGGAGACCUUGACUUGCUCGUCACAUACUAUGCAGCCCUGUCGGUGGCCGAUUCUGUGUCCAGCACAAGUCCAAGGGCGAAUCUGCGCCUCUACCCUGUCGGACUUCACGGAGGCGGCAAAGUGGCUUUCAGGGGCGUAUACGGUCUAAACACCAACGAAAGCGUAUUUGGUUCAAGAGAUGAGCCUUGGCUUGGCGGUUGUGGUGCCUGGGCUGGGGUUGGCGAACCGCCAUACGGCAACGUUGGGCUCGACGACUUUGUGUUUGAUGUUGACGAGGAUGGGAGGGCUACCGCUAUCACGGCUCGAGGGGCAAGGAAGACUCUUCAGAGGAAGGCAUAG